GACGCAAGUAGGGAUACUUGUUAGAUUCCGGUUGAAUUUUUAGCUAGUGUUUAAAAUAGACAAACUGUAGAGUUAUAGGUUUCCUUUGUUUAUAAAUAGUGCUAGUAACUGGUAACACCAAAUUAAUUUCGGUGAAAAAUAACGGGCAAAUUUAAGGCAGAAGAAUUCUAAAUGCGGUUAAGUUGAUUUUCGUCACAAUUAAGUUGUGUAGCUCUGUAGCCUAGAAUUCGAUCAAAAAUGCCGGCGGCCGUUUCGACCUCCUUGACAUACGAGAUUCUCAUGUACCUGAAUUCGUUUUACUUCGGGAUGUUCGCGACCUGCGAACUGUGCAUGGGGAUUUACAAAGCAGCAAAUUUACCAUCCCCAGGCACGAGUAAACUACUCACGGAAUUUGCUCUGCUGCUUUUUCUGCUAAGCACAGAAGGCGGUCGCAUUUUUCUUGGAAGAAAGGGAAAUUUAAUGGAGCGCGGUUUACUUUUUCUUCUCGCCAUAGCGCUUACAGUUCCAAGUUCGCUCGUCACUCUUUACUUUCUUCUUUGGCAACACUACACGCUGAGAUUAGAAGUCAUUCUAUGUAGCAUUCAGAUUGUUUUAUUGUGCAUUGAACUAGUCAUUGCUGUAAUAUGUCUCAUUUCUAUUUAUCGACCACAUCAAGACGAUUGAAACUUUUUAUUGUUAUCGUAUUCUUAUCAACAAAAAUUCAGGGUGGUUUCAUAAUUCAAAUAAGUGUAACAACUUUUUUAUGUGACGGGAAAUCAAAAAUGUAAUGCAGGGUAAUCACUGGACCGAUAAAAUAGGAAAGUGAAUUUGUUUUGCACAUCAAAGUUAAAAAAUUUGAUUUUUAGUCGGAAAAAUAUAGGUUCUAGGAUACCAGUCCAAUUUAAUAGUUUGGAAUCUUGAAUUUUUUAAAUCUUACUUUCUUAAAUAUUUUAAUUCGUUUCAUUAAUUAGUCUAGAAUUUUCCAGGAUUCCAAUUUUAAAUAGUUCAAUUUCGGAAGAACUCCACUUUGACUGCUUUCUUUUGUUACUUCAUUUGGAAUCUUUCAAAUCAAAAAUUGUUUAGUUUAAAAAAGUUUUGUUUCGAAGUUGCAAUGACCAGGAAAGAAUAGUUACAAACCCGAUUAUUCUUAAAUUUUAUUGACCUCUAUAAUAGUUUAAAACUCUCCUUAGAAAUCUACAAAUGAAACUACCCUAUUAGCUCGGGAUUGUUUUGCGACAUAUUUAUUUAUUCAUUCAUUCACCACGUAUACUAAUUUAUUUAACGAUCUAACUCCGUCUGAACGAAACGAGACUGCGAUUUAUCUCUAAGGUUCAUUAAGCUUCAGUAAUAUAAAUAAUAAUCAGUCAGAGUGCCUUAAUUAAUAAUUAAAUUUCACACCCUUUGAAAUACUCGGCAGGAUAAAAAUAAAUUUAUUCUCGAAUAUAAUACGACAAAGGCUGUAAAAUAUACUUAAUCUCGAUAUGCCUAAUUUAAAUUCUUUUUACAUAGAUAUAAUAAAUUAUACAAAAAUAUAGGAGAGAUGAUACAUAAUAGCUCACAGCUAAGCUAGGCAUUUAUGUUUUAAGACUUUUUGUACACCAUAGGACAAAAAAUAAAUAUUUACAAUAAUUGUA
Messenger RNA from Belonocnema kinseyi, 1613 nucleotides. Its product is annotated as transmembrane protein 216-like. The transcript has 2 exons. Gene Ontology annotation, biological process: non-motile cilium assembly. Bases 238 to 663 code for a protein of 141 amino acids. The record is from RefSeq and is a predicted model, not a curated record. Lineage: Eukaryota; Metazoa; Arthropoda; Insecta; Hymenoptera; Cynipidae. Gene Ontology annotation, cellular component: ciliary transition zone.